UUCAAUCCAUCCCAUCCCCUGCUUUUCCAACCCAAGGACCCUUCUCUGUUCUUCAAAAAUAUCCUCGCCAUCUCAUUAAUAACUUUUUUAGCGACCAUAUUUCUGACUUUCUAGCGACGAAAUUUAAAUUCAAAGGAAAAAAUGGAGUUGAUCAACGCGCUGCCGGAAGACUGCCUGUCCUCAAUCCUCUGCUUCACCUCCCCACAGGACGCCUGCCGUUCGUCAAAGGUCUCCCCCGAGUUUCAAUCCGCCGCCGAUUCCGAUGCUGUCUGGGAGAAUUUCCUGCCGUCCGAUUACCGGCGCAUUGUCGCCGAAUCCGUUCCCGCCCUCCAAUUCUCUUCCAAGAAGGAGCUCUACCGCAUGCUCUGCGAUUCUGUUCUCGUCGACGGCGGCCGUAAGAGAUUCAAGCUGGAGAAACAGUCGGGGAUGAAAUGUUACGAAUUGUCGGCGAGAGAUCUUUCAAUAACCUGGAGUAGUGAAUCCAUGUACUGGGCUUGGACUCCGCUUCCCGAAUCAAGAUUCUCGGAAGUUGCAGUGCUCCGAACAAUGUCGUGGCUCGAGAUCCAAGGCAAAAUCAACACUCAAAUGCUAACUCCCAACACCAAAUACGGAGCCUACCUCGUACUCAAAUUAUCCGACCGAGCUUUUGGUCUCGAUUUGAUGCCAUCCGAAGUAUCGGUUCAGGUGGGUAACAAAGAAGAGAUUCAAAACACAGCGUACUUAAGGCGCCAGAGAAAUAGCCACGUGGAGCUAAUGGAGAGACUGAUGUUUGGGCACCGGACAGAGGCGCUGAAGUCGAUGGUGGCCGGCGGUGGGGGAGAAGGGAGGUUGCCGGCGGAGAGGGAAGACGGUUGGUUGGAAAUUGAGAUUGGGGACUUCUUUACCGGGGAAGAGAGCGAGGAAGUGAAGAUGGGCUUGAAGGAAGUGAAGGGCCACCAUCUGAAAGCUGGGCUUAUUGUCCAUGGCAUUGAGAUCAGGCCCAAACACUGAUUGAAGAUAAUUCUUUUAUUUUUUUACCCUUAUUAUACGUUGUAAUUAGAAGGAAAAAAAAAGAACAUAGGUUCAAAAUAAUUGAUUCUUUAUUGCUUCAAGGAGUUUCAUGAAAUUAUCUCAAAAUCUCUUAUUCUGUUGUCCCAUGUAUAUAUCAUAAACGAUUUAUCUAAUCUCUUUUUAAAGAGUAUGUGAACAUGAUAUUAAGAGUCAACGAUAAUUUUACGAGUAAUAUCAUUUUGAUUAUCGGGACAAUUUAU
Messenger RNA from Linum tenue, 1250 nucleotides. NCBI's taxonomy places the organism in Eukaryota, Viridiplantae, Streptophyta, Magnoliopsida, Malpighiales, Linaceae. The record is from the annotation of a GenBank genome assembly.